AACCCCGAGGAGCCAUUGAGCACUCCGCAGUCAUACAAAAUGGUCUCAGACUUCAGGAAGAAGAAGUACUCCUACGUCUUCACGGUGUUCUUCGACACCAACAAGAGCGGAACAAUCGACAAGAAAGACUUUGAUCUGGCGAAAGAACAGAUCGCCAAGUUGCGAGGAUGGAAGUCCGGGGAGCCGACUUACAAGAUCUUGGAAGAUACUCUGAACCAGCUGUGGGAGGGUCUGCAGGGAGCUGACGCUAACAAGGACGGUGAAGUGUCGGUCGACGAAUGGGUCGGCGUUUGGGAUAGCUACGCUAAGAACCCAUCAGGUGCUCCUGAGUGGCAGAGCUUGUACGCGCGUUUCGUCUUCCAAUUGGAGGAUGGAUCCAACGACGGAUCUAUUGACGGCGAGGAGUUCUCGACUGUCCUCGCUUCCUUCGGUGGGGACAAGGCAGAGGCUGUCGAGGCCUUCAAGAAGCUGGCUGGUGGAAAGAGCAGCAUCUCAUGGGCGGAAUUUGAGAAGCUUUUCAUAGAGUACUUCACUGCUGAGGAUGCAAGUGCCCCCGGCAACUUCCUCUUCGGCAAGACUAGCUACUAAAGUGAUAGACUGAUGUAUUUAUUGUGAUAUAAUGUGUUUGGUGCGAAUAUGUAAUGUAUGUAUGUUUAAAAACUUAUGAUUAUUGUUAUGAUGUAAUAUAAUAAC
Messenger RNA from Ostrinia furnacalis (Asian corn borer), 693 nucleotides. Its product is annotated as calexcitin-1. Lineage: Eukaryota; Metazoa; Arthropoda; Insecta; Lepidoptera; Crambidae. Gene Ontology annotation, molecular function: calcium ion binding. The transcript has a single exon. The coding region runs from base 40 to 588 and encodes 182 amino acids. The record is from RefSeq and is a predicted model, not a curated record.